UUUAAUCAUUAAAUAUUUCCAUUGUAUUUUUAAUUGUUUAAUAGAAAUAUUUAUACAUUAUCUGUACUUUUUACAGAGCAAGGGAAAGGGCUGCAGUGCUGUAGAGCUUGAUUUAAGACUAACAAAAGAUAACAUUCCAAUAUUAUUCCAUGACCCAACAAUUGAAAGACUUACAGGCCAAACAGGAACAAUUAGUGAGAUGACGUGGGAGGAACUAAGAGAGAUAGAUAUAACUUAUAAUCAUCCACUUAGGAACAAGUUUUCUGAAGGCGAGAGAAUCGCGCUGUUAGACGAUGCGCUGCAAGAAUGUCUGAACAGCGAGCAGAGAGUAAUUAUAGACAUAAAAGAAACAAGGACGGAUGUUGUGCAAGUUGUUCUAGAUGCAUACAAAAAAUAUCCAAAGUUAUUUGAAAGAGGUGUCGUGUCAAGUUUCAAUCCAAUCAUAGUAUACAUGAUUCGAAAAAAAGAGCCACGUAUUGUCUCGAGUCUUGCUUGGAGGCCGUAUUUUUUUUCGAGAUUAUCGUAUGCCGGUCUGGAAACGCCUGGUGCGGCACGAUUUCAUAAUCCAUUUAAGCAUUUGGCAGCUUGCAUCUUGGAGAUUUUGUACGAGUGGUUAUUAUCUCGCUUCGUUUAUUAUAUCGUUGGCAUUUCUGCUAUACUAUUGCACAAGGACAUAGUCAAUCCACGCGUAAUAGAACGAUGGUGCGAACGUGGUGUCCGCGUGAUGGCAUGGACGGUAAAUCGGCCGUCAGAGAAAACGCAUUUUUCGAGGCUCUUCAAAGUCACUUAUCUAACUGAUACGCUACAUUUAGAGAAGGACAUGUAAUAAAUGUCCGAUAUAUUUGUUCAGUAUUAAAUUUCAAAGACUUUUGUAUGCUGGCAUUAUAUAU
Molecule: messenger RNA, 890 nt
Organism: Formica exsecta
Lineage: Eukaryota; Metazoa; Arthropoda; Insecta; Hymenoptera; Formicidae
Product: glycerophosphodiester phosphodiesterase 1
Exons: 4
Biological process (GO): lipid metabolic process
Molecular function (GO): phosphoric diester hydrolase activity
Source: RefSeq, a predicted model, not a curated record